Plutella xylostella (diamondback moth) is the source of this 2151-nucleotide messenger RNA. RefSeq names its product regulator of MON1-CCZ1 complex protein bulli (gene Bulli). Gene Ontology annotation, cellular component: lysosomal membrane; Mon1-Ccz1 complex; late endosome membrane. The record is from RefSeq and is a predicted model, not a curated record. Gene Ontology annotation, biological process: regulation of autophagy. Lineage: Eukaryota; Metazoa; Arthropoda; Insecta; Lepidoptera; Plutellidae.
GAUAAAAUGUCAAAAUAUUUAUAAAAGUUUUGUGGGUGUUUGUUUUUGUUAAUAUUAUUUAAAAUACUACCAUAAUAUGGCUAAGUUCUCCCUAAAAGAUAGUAGUGAGCAUUAUAUAGAGUUAUCAGAAACCCCUAAAAGGUUUGAUGCUGAUAGCCCGGUCACAAAUGUUUUCUUUGACGAUACCAAUGGACAGGUAUUUACAGUGCGAUCGGGAGGCGUAACUGGUGUGUCGGUAAUUGGGAUGGACGACAGCAAGUGCACGUCAUUCCGAAUGGAAGAUAAAGGGCCAAUAAUCUCAAUAAAGUUCUCUCCAGACCACAAAAUACUGGCCAUACAACGCAACAGGGAUAACCAGAAUGCCACAGUAGAGUUUCAAAACUUUAAAGAUUUGGAACCUACCAAUGUGGAAUAUGCUCACACCUGUAAGUGGAAGAAUGCCAAGAUACUGGGCUUUGUUUGGUCGAAAGUAAAUGAAAUUGCCUUCAUUACUGACCACGGCAUUGAACUCCUACAAGUUGUGCCGGAGAAGAAGCAGUUAAAGAGCUUAAAAAAUACUUCCUUCAGUGGAGCAUGGUUUUCGUGGUGUUCUCAAAGUAAGAUCAUCUUACUGGCGGGCAACAAUGGCGCUCUGCUGCAGCCGUUCUCCCUCAACGGCUCCACCAUCACUAAAUUAACUAAACUGGAUUUGGAUGCGGCGCGGCCGGUGGUGGAGCGCGACGUGCUGGCGCUGCGGCUGUGCGGCGCCGCGUGGUGCGCCGUGUUCCGCCACGGGGCCAGCGCCGCCGCGCCCGCCGCAGGACCGACAGAAGUGUGGGUGAUGCCAGUAGCCGGUCCUUCGGGCGCGCACCUGACGCACAUCCUGAGGACGGGGCUGGUCGGGCGGUUCGCGCUCAACGUGGUGGACGAUCUCAUUGUGGUGCAUCAUCAGUCGAGUCAAACAUCGCUAGUAUUCGACAUAAUGGAGGAGUCCCGUCCGGAGAACAACACGGUGGUGCACAUCCCGGUGGUGCCGGGCCGCGGCAUGCGCCCCGCCGUAGUGGGGGACCAGCCGUGCCCUAUGUACUCUGGUAACUGGGUGGUGUUCCAGCCGGACUACAUGAUAGACGCGCGGCUCGGCUGUCUGUGGCGCGUGGCGCUCGCGCCCGAUGCUCUCGCACAUCAGGUGCCCAAAGACGAGAUCUCAAAGAUAGUGGCGGUGUUACUGCGACGCACGGAGGGCAAGGACACGAUCUACCGGAUACUGAACCAGCUAGUAGCGGACGCGGCGAUAUACCUCGUCGAGCUGUCCAAGGUGUUCGACGAAAUUAACAGUGUGUAUAGGAAAUGGGCGGACAUCGAGGUGGCCCGCAACACGGCGGGGCAGGAGGCGAGCCGCGUGUACGCUCCGCCUAAAGUCAUCAUCACACAAGCGGACAUGUGUUCCCAUGUGUUGGCGGCACAUAACGACCAUAAGCAUCUUGUGCAGGUGGUGACAGCGUACAUAGCGUCCGUCUCCCGCCACGACAUGACGGUGCAGCACGCCGUGGCCGAGCUGUGCGUGAGGGCGCGAGUCACGCGCGGCGCCACGCAGACUCUCACGUCGCUAGUCAGACGCGGUUGCCUGGCGGACGCGCGGCCGCUGGCGUGCCAGCUGCUGUCGCUGGGCCACAUGGAGCCGGCCGCGGCGCAGCUCGCGCUCGACAUGAUGUGGCGGCUGAAGGCUUAUGAGGAAAUAGUAGAAGUCCUGCUAAGCUGGGACGAGCCGGUGAGCGCGGUAGGGGCGGCCAAGCAAGCCAGCGCGGCGACCUGGCUAGGGCUGCCACCGCGCAAGUUGCUGGCGGCGGCGGCGCACGCGGCCGAGCGUGGUGACCCUGGCGCCUUCGUGGCGGUCUACCACGCGCUGGUCGCCAGGAAUGAGAGGGUUAGGGGGUCGCCGGCGUUUCUUAAAGGGGAACAAUGCGACAGCUAUGUGGAGCUUUACAAGAAACUCACUGCAGAGAACUGAAAAUGUAUUUAUAUUAUUACUGGUUAUCAAUAACUUGUAACAAAUAAUUUUAUGAUAAGAAUAUUUGUGGAAGGAUAGAUGAUUGUUGAAAUUUUAUUGUUGAUGUAAAUAUUAUUAUUACUUUAUUUAUGUUAUAUGCGAAUCAAUAUACAAUUUUACCUACA